GGGGAGGAGAGAGAAGUGGGCGGGGGCCGCGGGCACCGUCGGAGUCGCUGGCAGCUACGGGGCGCCAGGUUGUUUGGAGCCUUACCCUGGCCCGGCCAGCAUGAGCUAUGGCAUCGGUCAAGGUGGCCGUCAGAGUCCGGCCCAUGAAUCGCAGGGAAAAGGACUUGGAGGCCAAGUUCAUUAUUCAAAUGGAGAAAAGCAAAACAACAAUCACAAACUUAAAGAUACCAGAAGGAGGGACUGGAGACACAGGAAGAGAACGGACCAAGACGUUCACCUAUGACUUUUCUUUUUAUUCUGCUGAUACAAAGAGCCCAGAUUAUAUCUCACAAGAAAUGGUUUUCAAAACCCUGGGCACAGAUGUGGUGAAAUCUGCAUUUGAAGGUUACAAUGCUUGUGUCUUUGCAUAUGGGCAAACUGGAUCUGGAAAGUCCUACACCAUGAUGGGAAAUUCUGGUGAUUCAGGUUUAAUACCUCGGAUCUGUGAAGGGCUCUUCAGUCGAAUAAAUGAAACCACCAGAUGGGAUGAAGCAUCCUUCCGCACUGAAGUCAGCUACUUAGAAAUUUAUAACGAGCGUGUGAGAGAUCUGCUUAGGCGGAAGUCAUCUAAAACCUUCAAUUUAAGAGUCCGAGAGCAUCCCAAAGAAGGACCUUAUGUUGAGGACUUAUCCAAACAUUUAGUGCAGAAUUAUGGCGAUGUGGAAGAACUUAUGGAUGCAGGAAAUAUUAAUCGUACCACAGCAGCUACUGGGAUGAACGAUGUCAGUAGCCGAUCUCAUGCCAUCUUCACCAUCAAAUUCACACAGGCAAAGUUUGAUUCCGAAAUGCCAUGUGAAACCGUGAGUAAGAUUCACUUAGUGGAUCUUGCUGGAAGUGAGCGUGCAGAUGCCACUGGUGCCACGGGGGUCAGGCUCAAGGAAGGAGGGAAUAUUAACAAGUCCCUCGUCACUCUGGGAAAUGUCAUUUCUGCCUUAGCUGAUUUAUCUCAGGAUGCAGCAAACCCUCUUGUGAAGAAGAAGCAAGUUUUUGUGCCUUACAGGGAUUCUGUUUUGACUUGGUUGUUGAAAGAUAGCCUUGGAGGAAACUCUAAAACCAUCAUGAUUGCCACCAUUUCACCUGCUGAUGUCAAUUAUGGAGAAACCCUAAGUACACUUCGCUAUGCAAAUAGAGCCAAAAACAUCAUCAACAAGCCUACCAUUAACGAGGAUGCCAACGUCAAACUCAUCCGGGAGCUGCGAGCUGAAAUAGCCAGACUAAAAGCUCUGCUUGCUCAAGGGAAUCAGAUUGCCCUCUUAGACUCCCCCACAGCUUUAAGUAUGGAGGAAAAACUUCAUCAGAAUGAAGCAAGAGUUCAAGAAUUGACCAAGGAGUGGACAAAUAAGUGGAAUGAAACCCAAAAUAUAUUGAAAGAACAAACUCUAGCUCUUAGGAAAGAAGGGAUUGGUGUUGUUCUGGAUUCUGAACUGCCUCAUUUGAUUGGCAUUGAUGAUGACCUUCUGAGUACUGGAAUCAUCUUAUAUCACUUGAAGGAAGGUCAGACAUAUGUUGGUAGAGAAGAUGCUUCAACAGAGCAAGAUAUUGUUCUUCAUGGCCUUGACUUGGAGAGUGAGCACUGUGUCUUUGAGAAUGUUGGAGGCACAGUGACUUUGAUACCCCUGAGUGGGUCACAGUGCUCCGUGAAUGGUGUGCAGAUCAUGGAGGCCACACACCUAAACCAAGGUGCUGUGAUUCUCUUGGGAAGAACAAAUAUGUUCCGUUUUAACCAUCCAAAGGAAGCUGCCAAGCUCAGGGAGAAGAGGAAGAGUGGCCUUCUGUCCUCCUUCAGCUUGUCCAUGACUGACCUCUCGAAGUCCUGUGAGAACCUGUCGGCGGUCAUGUUAUACAACCCUGGUCUUUUCCCUAUAAAAGGACCCAUCUGUCUAAGACUUGAGUUUGAGAGGCAGCAGCGUGAAGAACUUGAAAAAUUAGAGAGUAAAAGGAAACUCAUUGAGGAAAUGGAGGAAAAGCAGAAGUCAGACAAGGCUGCACUGGAGCGGAUGCAGCAGGAGGUGGAGACCCAACGCAAGGAGACAGAGAUCGUUCAGCGCCAGAUCCGCAAGCAGGAGGAAAGCCUCAAACGACGCAGCUUCCACAUUGAGAACAAGUUCAAGGACCUGCUUGCCGAGAAGGAAAAGUUUGAGGAGGAAAGACUGAGGGAGCAGCAGGAAAUCGAACUGCAGAAGAAAAGACAGGAGGAAGAGAGCUUGCUUCGCAUCAAAGAAGAGCUGCAGCGCUUACAAGAACUGAACAACAGUGAACAGGCCGAGAAAGUGCAGAUAUCCCAAGAACUGGACCGGCUCCACAGGGAAAAAGAUGAGCAGUGUGCUAAGCUGGAGCUGGAAAAAAGGAGGCUGGAAGAGGAAGAGAAGGAGCAGGUGCUGCUUGUGGCCCACCUCGAGGAGCAGCUGCGAGAGAAGCAGCAGAUGACUCCACUGCUGCAGCUGGGCGAGGUCCAGCGGGUAGAGGAGGAGAAGAAAGACCUGGAAGGCAUUCGGGAAGCCCUGCUGCAGGCCAGAGAAGCCCAGGCUGGAGGGGAUAAAGAUGGUGAGGAGUUGGAAAAAGCUCAGCUGCAUUUCUUGGAGUUCAAGAGAAGGCAGUUUAUUGGAUUGGCAAAGAUAGAGAAAGACCUGAUCCAACAGAAGGACCUCCUGAGAAAAGCAGUCCAAGAAGAGCAGAAAACUCUCAAGCAUUUAAAAUAUGAAAACCACGAGGUAUCUAGAUUGGCAGAAGCAAAUGAUGGUAGUGUCCCAAAUGUCACUGGUAUGGCUGAAGAUUUAGAAAAAAUAAAGCCAGCGGAGUACAGAUUACAGUAUAAGGAACGUCAGCUCCAGUACCUUCUGCAAAAGCAUCUACCAGCUCUGUUGGAAGAAAAGAAAAAAGUGCUCGAAAUCCUUGACCAAGGCACUCUGGGAUUAGACAACACUCUUUAUCAGGUGGAAAAGGAAAUGGAAGAAAAAGAAGAACAGCUUGCGCAGUACCAAACCAGAGCCAGUGAGCUGCAGCAACUCCAAGCAACCUUCGAAUUCACUGCAAACGUGGCCCGGCAGGAAGAUAAAGUGAGGAAGAAGGAAAAGGAGAUUUUGGAGUCCCAGGAGAAGCAGCAGAGAGAGGCACUGGAGAGGGCUGUGGCCAAGUUGGAGAGGAGACGAUCUGCUCUGCAGAGGCACUCCACCCUGGGCCUGGAGAUCCAAGAACAGAGGCAGAAACUUGCCACACUCAGAGGCAGCAGCAGUGGGCAGGCAGGACUCCACGCAGGCCUGGAAGCUGAGCAGGAGGCCCUGGAGAAGGACCGAGAGAGGUUAGAGCAUGAAAUUCAGCAGCUGAAACAGAAGAUCUGUGAUGUGGAUGGGAUUCAGAGAGAUCAUUGCGGGACCCUAGAAGGAAAGACGGCUCCUUCUAGUUUACCAUCUAGUGCUGAAAAAUCCCCCCUGGCUCCCCUGAUGGAUGCCCGGAUCAGUGCUUACAUUGAAGAAGAAGUCCAAAGACGUCUUCAGGAUUUGCAUCGUGCCCUUGGAGAUGCCAGCAACACAUCAGCAGAUAUGAUGAAGGAUAAUGAGAAACUUCACAAUGGCACCAUUCAACGUAAACUAAAAUAUGAGAAAAGGCAAUUGCAGCCUACAGAAUAUAUUGCCUCACUUCUGACCAAAGAUGCUACUGACACUUCCAUUGUCAUUAGAGAAGAGAGGAGGGAGGUGGAUCAGAGCAACUCCUGGAACCAUCCCAUGACGCAUGGCAUCUUGGGCCCCGAAGCUGCCUCUUCCAUCUCACAAGACAGAAGGGAUCCGUCCUCAGUUGCUGAGCCACUACAGGAUUACGGUUACAAAUAUUGCCAUCUUGAGCUCUCUGGCCACCUUGAACCAAAAUAUUUUCAUCUGCUUCACAAAAGCUGCACCAGAGAUACAGAUGCUUUCCAGGGUAAGCCAGAAAACAUUAGUGAGCUGAUGAAUCAUGAAGAUGAGCACAGCUUGGGAGUCGAGUCCAGCUGGACACCGCUGCAACACACAUCCCAACAAGUAUCUAUAAAUAGCAGAAGCAAGCAAGCCAAGCAUAGCAGGGUGCUCUGCUUUGUUCUCUCUCAAGAAAGCACUUCUCAAGAGCAGAGUACAUCAGGCUGCGCUUUGCAGAGCACAGGGGCCCUCGCUUCCCGUUGGGAGCAGCAAGAUGAGAAAGAGUUAGCUGCUAAAAAGAUUAGCUCUCCAGCAUCACUGAUCAAUAUCGGGGCAGAAGGAAACAAUGCACUGGGAUAUUUUUACCACAGGUUCUCAGACCUUUAUAAAGAUACUAGCAGUCACCUGCUGCAGGCAGGCACAAAGGUGAUUAGCCAAGCCAAGCACAUGGGAAGCCUGUGUGACCCGAAUGGGCUUACCUCCCAGGUGACGACAUUCAUGAGAAGACUGCCAUUUCUGAGGCACUUACCCCUGGAUGUGCCUUGGAGGUCAUCCAUUGCGCCCUCUGGGGCUCAUUCUUAUUCCAAUGCUCAGACUACCAGCAAUAGUGAAGAGGCUGGAAACCCAACACUCCCAGACAGCCCUGGGCCUUACACGGCCUCUGCCUUCACAGCUGUAGGUUUAUCGAACUCCUUGCCAAGUUCAGUUUUCCAUCUUGAAUAUGAAGAUGCUCCAAAGAUCUCUGUCUUUAAGCAGAGCUUUAUCCAGUUCCCAGACCUAAUGCUGCAACUUCAGGGACACUGUUUAGAUGAACUCCUACAACAUGUGACCUGUUUACUGCCACAACCUGCAGACCACAUGAAGGAUGUCAAAGGCAUCUACUGGCUAGCUGUUGCCAACUGUACAGAACCUGACCCUCAGCCAGCAUGCUUGCUUCUCCUGUCCUCAGCCUUGUAUGCUAUGGUCCAGUCUGGUCCCAGCCCGGGCUCAAUGAGCAUCUUUCAUGCUCUCCCUCUCUCUGCACUACAGGAGAUUCAAGUCAGCUUUGGAGGGCAGAGCAUUCGGUUGCUGGGAUCUGCUGCGAGUCUCCUCACUGUGUUUACGUACAACAAAAAGCUCUGUCAACAGCUAUGCUGGGACCUGCUGUGUGUCCUGCUGUCCGAGUCUGAAGCUGCCACUUAUGCAGACCAUCCCUUAUUCCAGCAAGAUCUGGUUGAGCUUUCUCUUGAUUGUAUGGCGGAAGUACCCGAUUUAGUGGUGGCGAAUGGAGUUCGCUUGUCAUCCCAGUUCCAGGCAACCGGGGUUGACAUGGUUUACUUUCUUCAUGGAAAUAUGGAGGGCAGCAUCCCUUCUCUAGCCGAGGUUCAGUUACUGCUCUACACCACCGUCAGAGUCGAGGGCGAGUAUGGCUGCCGAGCAUGCCAAUCCCUAGUCCUUCUGAACACUCACAUUGCACUCCUGAGGGAGGAUCGUGUGUUUUAUCCACACUCUUGGUCUCUUAACACACUCCCUCCUCGAACACAGUUUGAAGUGAUCAGAUGCCAUGCUUUAAGUGAGUUCAGGAGUGUGGUUGUUCCAGAGAAGAAAAACUUACCAACAGUAGAACUUAUCUUCAUUGGAAAACUCGGGCUUGCUCAGGAUUCCAGAAACAACUCACCUGCACACCUUCAAGACCCCCCCAGUGCCUCAUUGUUUACUGCCCCUAUAUGUCUUCGGGGUGCUUACAGUGAGGCACCUGAGGUCUGGAAACUGACUUUCAAUUCUCAGGAUGAAGCUCUCUGGCUAACCUCAUAUUUGACAAGACUCAAGCAAGGAGACUUUUAAAGAUGCAAGGGCAUUUUAUUUUGAGAUCUUUAAUAAAAUGAACAUUAUGAAAACAGUCAGGAGGGUAUGAAUAUCUCAGUGAAGCUAAUUGAAUUGGACUUGGAAAGCAGCAGAUCUCUGAAAUUGAAAAUGUAAAUAUUUUAAAUAAUCUACAGUAAAAUGAAAAGGGCUGAUAGCAGAGAACUGAUAAAAUACCUUUAUUGCCACCUGUUUCAUUUUCUUGGAACUCAAGCUUGUAAUUUUAGGCCCGCCUCAUUCUGUGUGAAUGAUUAAAGCAUUCUGAUUGUUGGGUUUCGUGUCAGUUUAUAAGUCUGUGGCUUGGAAUCUGUCUGUUUGUACUACUUGAAAAGAAUGCCCAGUCUGGCAGUGACCUCUGUUGAUAGGCUUCUUGCUAGUGGUGACUAGGACAGCUAUGUGGUUGUAGCACACAAUGCUGCAUCUAGCUUCCUGUACAGACCCAAGCCUCUAGUAUGUUACUGGGCUUACAGUGCAAUGCAUACCCUGUGGUGCCUUCUUCCUCAGCUAACUGCCCAUUCCUUUCUUUCACUGUUCUCUUUCAUCCUGUGUGGUUUCAGCUCUGACAACUUCUAUCUACCAUACAACUUUUCCCACAUUUUAGUUGUUCUAAACUUUUCUGUUUCUGUUCCAGUAAGGUUUUUCCAAAUCUCUGAGUCUAAUUGUUUUCUAAUGGCUUUAUUCUACUGUCUUGUCAAAUAUACAGUUUCCUUAGAAGACAUUCAUUACUUUUUUCCUCUUCUUACCAAACCCAUCACUUAUAUCUGCUGAACAAAGUGUUCUGCUGCCCUGAGGGGAGCUCAUAUCAUCUGGGUCUGCCUGGGGUGAGUAUUCUUUCCCCACAAAGUUCUGUUCAGUAGUCAGCUACCCUUUUCCUCUGAGGCUUCAGGCUGUGCCUUUGGGGGAAUCUCUCUCUUUUUUGAUUGAUCCUUUCCUCUCGGGCUACUUUUGUUCAACAAUCCUGGGAGCAACCAGAUAGUACAUUUUGUACUUGCUUUUUCUUUUUUCUUUUUCUUUUUCCAUCUUCCUGGUUGCUCUGCUAUUGUUCUCCUGUCUCCUCAGGGUCUACUAAAUUCCAAAGUCUCAGAAAGGGAGAGGCAGGCCUUCUACGGCAUGUGUUCUCCAUCUUCUGUCAUCUAAGAUCCUGUUCGGCCUUGGGUAGGUGCUCAGCAGUGCCCCACACAAUUGAACGGGUCAGAAAUUGCAUUAAACCAUUUCAUUGUUAUGAGGCAGUCUUUGGAUAAUAUACCAUAUAAGCUUUGUUCCUUCUUCAUUUCUGUUACUAAUGACAGGGAUGGUAACAAAAUGUAAAUUGCCUUGAAACUUCCCAUCUCUCUUUAGCCAGAAGUAUGCAUCCCCCCACCUCUCUGUCUCUCUGUAUAUAUCAGAGAUAAAGACAAACUACCCACCUGGUUCUACAUUUUCAUGGUCCCAGAUUGUGGGGAAGUAAAUGGAAAACACAGGAAAUUGGAGAGUGUGUUAUUGUUUACAAACUUAUGAAAACUUAAUGGUUUUGGACCUGUGGUGACUUUACAGUUUUGAGGGUAUUAGACUACUUGAUUUAGGGGGAACGUGUUUUUAUUACUUCCCAGAGCAUCCUCCCCCAUCUACAUACCUGAAUACUUUGAAUUCUGUGUCAGAGACACUGUUAGUAUUAAAACCAUUCAUUCCUCACUGUCUUUGCUGGUUGUUCAUCUGUCAUUGAAAGAAUUCCUAAAACAUACCAUGACAGUCAUCAAUACUAUUUCUCCUAAUUUUCAUAUUUUCGCUUCGUUCAGCUAAUAAAUUUUGCGUUAUUUUUCAUAAGUGCUUCCACGAAGUGUUUUCUCACAUACCCUUGACAAGGAAAACAUAAUUACCAAUCCAGAAGACCAGAGAGUAAAAUGUAAGAUACCAGCAGAGAGAUACUGUGGUCAGGGAAAA
Molecule: messenger RNA, 7688 nt
Organism: Perognathus longimembris pacificus (Pacific pocket mouse)
Lineage: Eukaryota; Metazoa; Chordata; Mammalia; Rodentia; Heteromyidae
Gene: Kif16b
Product: kinesin family member 16B
Exons: 24
Coding region: 108-5750 (1880 amino acids)
Biological process (GO): microtubule-based movement
Molecular function (GO): microtubule binding; phosphatidylinositol binding; ATP binding
Source: RefSeq, a predicted model, not a curated record